Messenger RNA from Oncorhynchus gorbuscha (pink salmon), 2997 nucleotides. RefSeq lists its product as uncharacterized. The transcript has 3 exons. The coding region runs from base 1 to 987 and encodes 328 amino acids. Lineage: Eukaryota; Metazoa; Chordata; Actinopteri; Salmoniformes; Salmonidae. The record is from RefSeq and is a predicted model, not a curated record.
AUGGAUGUAGUGUGUGGACACUGUAGUGUGUGGACAUUCCCUUUACCCAAAAGUCACUGUAGUGUGUGGACAUUCCCUUUACCCAAAGCCACUGUAGUGUGUGGACAUUCCCUUUACCCAAAAGCCACUGUAGUGUGUGGACAUUCCCUUUACCCAAAAGUCACUGUAGUGUGUGGACAUUCCCUUUACCCAAAAGUCCACUGUAGUGUGUGGACAUUCCCUUUACCCAAAAGUCACUGUAGUGUGUGGACAUUCCCUUUACCCAAAAGUCACUGUAGUGUGUGGACAUUCCCUUUACCCAAAAGUCACUGUAGUGUGUGGACAUUCCCUUUACCCAAAAGUCACUGUAGUGUGUGGACAUUCCCUUUACCCAAAAGUCACUGUAGUGUGUGGACAUUCCCUUUACCCAAAAGUCACUGUAGUGUGUGGACAUUCCCUUUACCCAAAAGCCACUGUAGUGUGUGGACAUUCCCUUUACCCAAAAGCCACUGUAGUGUGUGGACAUUCCCUUUACCCAAAAGCCACUGUAGUGUGUGGACAUUCCCUUUACCCAAAAGCCACUGUAGUGUGUGGACAUUCCCUUUACCCAAAAGUCACUGUAGUGUGUGGACAUUCCCUUUACCCAAAAGUCACUGUAGUGUGUGGACAUUCCCUUUACCCAAAAGUCACUGUAGUGUGUGGACAUUCCCUUUACCCAAAAGUCACUGUAGUGUGUGGACAUUCCCUUUACCCAAAAGUCACUGUAGUGUGUGGACAUUCCCUUUACCCAAAAGUCACUGUAGUGUGUGGACAUUCCCUUUACCCAAAAGUCACUGUAGUGUGUGGACAUUCCCUUUACCCAAAAGUCACUGUAUUGUGUGGACAUUCCCUUUACCCAAAAGUCACUGUAGUGUGUGGACAUUCCCUUUACCCAAAAGUCAUUGUAGUGUGUGGACAUUCCCUUUACCCAAAAGUCCGGAUUGGGUUUUUCUACCAAAAUACACUUAAACAUUCUGAAGCAUCUUCUUUCUCUAAGUAUAACCAUGUUCUGGACCAACUACACGAACUAAACAACAGGGGAAAUGUAGGACCAUAUCUAAAGGUAAUACACACUGUUUUCAUAUUGCUAGUGAAUAUGGAAAACCCCUGUUUGUAUGAUUUAAAAGAAAGACUGUAGCCAUGGAUUUGAUUGUGAGAGAAAACAGAUUUUUGUAGGAGGCAGCAUAAGAAAUGGAAAAACCUUCACUGUGGAAGAAGAUAGUUCUGAAGCCCAACCCUUCUGUUCUGUAAUAGCCUGCUGCUUUCUCAAGGUGUCUGUCUGAUGGUUGACAGUGUGUGUCCCUCCCAUUUGGGACAAAGCCACUGUGUGAUGACUGAGAUGACACCUCCCCAACACUACAGCUGGACUAUAUGUCCAUGUCCACUGUUACUGUUCUGUUUGCUCUACUUAACCAGCUCUGAAACCUCUCUGUUCAGUGUCACUUCACCCCAAACUUAGUCCAUGUCCACUGUUACUGUUCUCUCUGCUCUACUUAACCAGCUCUGAAACCUUUCUGUUCAGUGUCACUUUGCCCCAAACUUAGUCCAUGUCCACUGUUACUGUUCUCUCUGCUCUACUUAAUCAGCUCUGUAACCUCUCUGUUCAGUGUCACUUCACCCCAAACUUAGUCCAUGUCCACUGUUACUGUUCUCUCUGCUCUACUUAACCAGCUCUGAAACCUCUCUGUUCAGUGUCACUUCACCCCAAACUUAGUCCAUGUCCACUGUUACUGUUCUGUUUGCUCUACUUAACCAGCUCUGAAACCUCUCUGUUCAGUGUCACUUCACCCCAAACUUAGUCCAUGUCCACUGUUACUGUUCUCUCUGCUCUACUUAACCAGCUCUGAAACCUUUCUGUUCAGUGUCACUUUGCCCCAAACUUAGUCCAUGUCCACUGUUACUGUUCUCUCUGCUCUACUUAAUCAGCUCUGUAACCUCUCUGUUCAGUGUCACUUCACCCCAAACUUAGUCCAUGUCCACUGUUACUGUUCUCUCUGCUCUACUUAACCAGCUCUGAAACCUCUCUGUUCAGUGUCACUUCACCCCAAACUUAGUCCAUGUCCACUGUUACUGUUCUCUCUGCUCUACUUAACCAGCUCUGAAACCUCUCUGUUCAGUGUCACUUCACCCCAAACUUAGUCCAUGUCCACUGUUACUGUUCUCUCUGCUCUACUUAAUCAGCUCUGAAACCUCUCUGUUCAGUGUCACUUCACCCCAAACUUAGUCCAUGUCCACUGUUACUGUUCUCUCUGCUCUACUUAACCAGCUCUGAAACCUCUCUGUUCAGUGUCACUUCACCCCAAACUUAGUCCAUGUCCACUGUUACUGUUCUCUCUGCUCUACUUAAUCAGCUCUGUAACCUCUCUGUUCAGUGUCACUUCACCCCAAACUUAGUCCAUGUCCACUGUUACUGUUCUCUCUGCUCUACUUAACCAGCUCUGAAACCUCUCUGUUUGUUCAGUGUCACUUCACCCCAAACUUAGUCCAUGUCCACUGUUACUGUUCUCUCUGCUCUACUUAAUCAGCUCUGUAACCUCUCUGUUCAGUGUCACUUCACCCCAAACUUAGUCCAUGUCCACUGUUACUGUUCUCUCUGCUCUACUUAACCAGCUCUGAAACCUCUCUGUUCAGUGUCACUUCACCCCAAACUUAGUCCAUGUCCACUGUUACUGUUCUCUCUGCUCUACUUAACCAGCUCUGUAACCUCUCUGUUCAGUGUCACUUCACCCCAAACUUAGUCCAUGUCCACUGUUACUGUUCUCUCUGCUCUACUUAAUCAGCUCUGAAACCUCUCUGUUCAGUGUCACUUCACCCCAAACUUAGUCGAUGGAAACUGGCUGUACAUACUUCAUCACCUCCUUUUUGUAUUGUAUUUAUUUUCUGGAACAUAAUCUAUAUAAAAUGUGUUUUAUUGAUGUUGUAAAUGAAUAUAUUCAUACGUACUGUAUAUUGCGUAAAUAAAUGAAAAGCAAAUACUGA